Messenger RNA from Asterias rubens (European starfish), 1809 nucleotides. RefSeq names its product gamma-glutamylaminecyclotransferase C-like. Gene Ontology annotation, molecular function: gamma-glutamylaminecyclotransferase activity. The transcript has 4 exons. The coding region runs from base 149 to 628 and encodes 159 amino acids. The record is from RefSeq and is a predicted model, not a curated record. Lineage: Eukaryota; Metazoa; Echinodermata; Asteroidea; Forcipulatida; Asteriidae.
UGCAGCAAACCAAAACAACGUCGUAGGCUAUAUCGGAAGUGAAGUUACCUCACGUGAAAAUAUAAUUGUCUUGACUAAAAUACUGUUACCACUCCAGGCGUUGAUUUUGCAAUUGCAACAACUUGCAAGAUUAAUUGUUUUUUUGGGGAUGGCACUUCACCGAUUGUUUGUUUACGGAACGCUGAAGCGAGGGCAGCCGAACCACGAGCAAUUUGCCGCCCAAUACGGCGUGGUGAAAUUUGCAGGCCUGGCACGAACUGUGAACAGGUGGCCGUUAAUCAUUGCAUCUCGUUGUAACAUUCCUUAUAUGCUGGACAAAGAGGGACAUGGAAAUCAUGUUGAGGGUGAAAUCUAUGACGUCGAUGACAAAAUGCUGCAGCAUUGCGACGAGUUUGAAGGCAGUCCAGAUUACUACCAGAGAGUGACCAUCCAGAUACAGCUCACAGAGGACAGCGGAGGGACGAAGGUUGAUUGGGAGCCCUCACAGGACGUAAUGGUGUAUGUCCUGGGAAGCUUUAAAGAGUCCCUGCUGGAGUUGCCGCUUCGCCAGAGCUAUGACAGCAACGGAGAACACGGGCUGAAGUAUACACCAAGUGAUGAUGACAUAUCAAGCCCGGAUGAGAUCUGAUGCUUUACGGCCCAGUUCCAGAGUCUGACGCAUUUAGACAGUACGCAGUACUUCACCUCCGUGUAGCUUAAAGUCAUGAGCUAUUAUACAAAUAAUUAAAGUGUAUGAGUGCAAUGGUGCAAAUUUGUUCAUGAAUUGAAAGAUGGAACAUUCCAACUUUCAACAAAUGAAAAUAAUUGCACAUUUGCACGAAUGAAAAACAUUCAUUUCUUGUUUUAGAUAACAUCCAAGUAGAUCUUUGUUAUUUUGCGAUAUUUUACAACAGUCCGCACGUAGUGGCAAGAAUUUUCCAAUAACUUUCUUUUUCUUUUUCUGACCAAGCUACUACACAAUGUUUUUGUGAGCUUUCAUCAAAAUAUAUUGUAGUCACUAGUUACUAGUGGUACUAGACCUAGCUGAUGCGGUUAGCUGGAAUACCACCAAUGUGUAAAACCCCAACCAUGGACAAAUUGUCAACACAAAGCAUCCGCAGUCCGAAGAAUUUCAUCUUUGGAGAGGGCAAGGCCAUUUUAAUUUACUGACAAAGAAGUUUGUGUUCAUGCUUCUGUGAUUCGAUUGGGAUUUUUUUUAAUAAUGGGGUUCAUUUGUUGGCCUCCAUUAUUCAAGACCUGAAGCACCCACAGCCCAUGCAACUUCAUCUUUGAAAGUGAAAGCCAUUCUCAUUUUUCGAUUAUGCGAAUCUAUCAAAAAACCUCUUUUCAGGGCCACCAAGGCCGAGACCAGGGGCAACAGUACGCCUGCACUCAUGUUGCAACUAUUUUAUUUAUUUCAAAGUAAGUACCUCAUUUUGAGGUUUUGUUUUUCCUGAUUGAGAAAAUUGUGUAAGUUUAAUUCAAUGUUAGUUUCACAUGGUACCUCAAAACGUCACAUGGAAGUGUUUAUCCAUUUUAUGCACCAUUUAUUUCAAUAAAUAACUUGAUCAUACAUUGUUUACUCUUUUUUAGAUUUUGUUUAUAUAAAUGGCGAGCCCCACCAAAAACAGGUCACAAUAGCACCCUCAAUGGUCCUCUUUCCGAUUCUGAAAAAUAAAUGUCAAGAUCACGUGACCAUGGUCACGAUUGUUGUUUUAAAACUCUUUCUCUGAAGGGAUUUAAACAAGUCUAAAAGAUUUUUAAAAGGGGUUUGGGUACUUUUUGUAACACAAAACACAAUGUCCAUAGAUUUACACGGUUUGAAGAUUU